AUGACUGAUUCAUUUUAUCGGAACAUUAUACAUGUAUAUAGUGACGAUGAAGCUGGCAAAAUUGAUAACCAUUGUGAUGGAAAUGGUGCCGAUGAUAAAGAUAAAGGGACGAUAGAACAUCAAGACGAUGAUGACAGAAUAGAUGCGUCCUACUGGAAUGCUAGAGGUCGCGCCGCGCUGGAGGAGGCGCUCCAAAACCAGAGACUCAACCUCAAUAUCGCCAAGAACAUCAUCUUCUUCCUCGGCGACGGCCUCGACGUCACGACGACGACGGCAGCGAGGAUACGAAAGGGUCAGCUCGCCGGCGGUUUGGGCGAGGAAGCAUCGCUGCAUUUUGAAAGUUUUCCACAUGUAGGGCUAGUUAAGACUUAUAAUACAGACCGCCAGGUCCCCGAUUCGGCGGGAACAGCAACAGCAUAUCUUUGUGGGGUGAAAAGUAAAUUUGGAACUCUUGGAGUCGAUGAUCGUGUGGAAAGGGGAAAGUGUUCGUCGAUAGAGGGAGCUGCAGUCGAUUCGAUUUUAAUAGAUUCAAUGAAAGCUGGAAAGAGUACCGGAUUCGUCACCACGGCUCGGGUCACCCACGCCUCGCCAGCCGCGCUCUAUGCUCACACCCCAGAUCGUAGGUGGGAGAAUGACAAGGAUCUCGAUGAAAGUGACGUCAGAGAAGGCUGUAAGGACAUCGCCCUCCAGCUCAUCGAACACGGCAAGACCAUGAACGUUAUCAUGGGCGGUGGUCGUCGCGAGCUCACGCCACGCAACGUGGAAGAUCCCGAAUACGAUGGCGACUACGGACAGCGUCGCGAUGGUCGUAAUCUCAUCGAAGACUGGCUCAAAGACAAAGAUUCCAUGAGGUCCCAUUACGUCUGGAACCUUGGCGACUUCGACUCAGUCAAUCCGGAGACUACCGACCAUCUUAUCGGUCUGUUCCAGCCAUCGCAUAUGAAAUACGAAGCGGAUCGGAGGUGGGACAGGGCCGGGGAACCGUCCCUUGCUCAGAUGACAGAGAAGGCUAUCAAAAUACUUCAACGGACGAGCGAUAACGGAUUCUUCCUUUUUGUCGAAGCUGGUCGAAUCGACCACGGCCACCACGACGGGAUGGCUCGAGACGCCUUGACAGAGACCCUUUCCAUGGACGACGCCAUCGGGGUUGCACUUCGUCUUACAAGCUCAGAAGAUACGCUGAUCGUAUCUACUGCUGACCACGCCCACGUGAUGACGAUGGCGGGCUACCCAUCAAGGGGAAAUCCAAUUCUCGGGGGAGAGGCCGCCGAAUUGAUGUUCGACAUAUGGGGAGCCGAAUUAAUGUUCAACCUAGAUGGGUCGGGCGCCAAAUUGAUGUUCAACCUAGGGGCGAGGAAUUGA
This is a messenger RNA of Lytechinus pictus (painted urchin), 1362 nucleotides long. RefSeq names its product alkaline phosphatase, tissue-nonspecific isozyme-like. Gene Ontology annotation, biological process: dephosphorylation. The record is from RefSeq and is a predicted model, not a curated record. Lineage: Eukaryota; Metazoa; Echinodermata; Echinoidea; Temnopleuroida; Toxopneustidae. The transcript is spliced from 8 exons. Bases 1 to 1362 code for a protein of 453 amino acids. Gene Ontology annotation, molecular function: alkaline phosphatase activity.